GACUCUGCUGCACAGGAUUUGCUUUCCAAGGGGAAGUAGCUCCCAAAUGUGGUUGGAGAGCUCAGAUCUGUCACCCACUGUCUGGGUGAGCUUGGGAACCAAGAGUUGCUGCAAGGAAUGGAGUGGAAGAUGCUGUGUUGGUGUUCUCUGCUGGCCCGUGACUCCUCUCCCCCCAGGACACAGGCAGAGGCAGGAAGGAUCACCACCACUUCUGAUACAGCACAAAUCCACCCAGGGCAGCUCUGCUGGAGUUCUGCCCAUCCCCAGGACUUUUCCUCCGUGCCCCAGCAGUGUGUGCAUGCCCUGGGCACGGGGACCAGCUGCCCUGGGAGAGCUCUGGAGCGUGCUGUGCCCCAGGGGAGGGAGCAGCUGCUCUUGGCUCAGCCCAGCCUGGCCAUCAGAGCCUGCUGUGUGCAGCCACAGCACCCUGGGCACCUGCCCUGCUAAACCAGUGCCUCACACUGGGUGCAGCAGCUGGGACUCCCGGAGGGAAGAGCUGGGGGUUUCAGCAAAGAAAAUUCCCAAACCAGACAGCCCUGUGGCAAUAAACACUGAACACUGCAUUUUCGCUGAAGUUUAUGAAUAAAAGAGAAUAUUUCUAGCACGGGGAGUGUAUGCAGAGUGGAGCCACUUGUAAAUUACUUCUGCUGUGGGAGUUUUGGGAUCUGGUAAACUCGGUGUUAAGGUUGUCCUGAAGGUAGAGCAGCCCAAAAAGUGUGUCCCCAUCUCCAAAUGCACCACAGAUUCACUCUUCUCCCCCAAACAAAUGUUUAACCGGAUGCUGUAGGUCAAUAUUUGCCUGCCAAAUUCCCAAACAGGGGGUGGUGCUGAAGGUUGCUGCUGGGAGGGGGGGCUGGACUAGAGCUGUGUGUGCCCCAGGCAGAGCUGCUGGACAGGCUGAAGCAGGUGCCAGCUCCAACGUGGACAUGAACAACCUCAGACCUGAACAGGCUGAGCUUGCAGCUGGAAAUAACUCCUCUCUCGGCUGGUCCUUGUGUUCCAGGAAAAUGGGGUUCCUCUGGGGGCUGCUCUGCCUGGCUGCUCUGCACAGCCUCCCAAGGCUGGCACAUGCCACUGACCAGCAGCGUCUCUUCCUGGACAAAGAUGGGAAGUUGAGGGACUUGAAAAUUGCUGGAAUUGCACAGUCGGAUUUGCCGGGAGCCAUCCCAGCCCUGCCAGAGGGAAAGAUGGUAGAAUUUAGUUAUGACAGCUUCCAGGAGAAGGAUGGACCCAUGUCAGAAUUCCCCACCAGCCUGUCAGACACGAGGGAUGACUGGAACUCAGAAGAUGAAGCCGUAGCUGGGGCUGGGGGCUGUCCUGGGAAGAACUCACCUGGGGAAAAUGCCUCUUCUGAAGAGGAAGGAGAGGCUGGAGAUAAAAGCUGUGAGAUGACUUGGAAGAAGAGCCAGAGGCUGGCAGAUGGCUUGAUGAGAUUCAGCAUUGAUCUCCUGAGAGAGGUGCAGCUGGAGUCCAACAGAACCAACGUGAUCCUGUCCCCCCUCAGCAUCGCCCUCGCCUUGUCUCACCUGGCUCUGGGAGCAGCAAAUCAGACAGAGAAGCAUUUGCUGGAGGUGAUGCACCUGGAGUCAGUGCCCUGCCUCCACCACAUGCUGGGCACCCUUCGCAGGAGGCUCACAGAGUCCACCCUCAGCCUUGGCUCACGUCUGUACCUGCAGAAAGGGUUUGAGGUGAAAGAGAAGUUCCUGGAGGAUUCAGAGAAAUUCUAUGGAGCAAAGCCCAAGACCCUUUCUGGGAUCAAUCAGGACGACCUCAUGGCCAUAAACAACUGGGUAAAGGAUGUCACUCAUGGGCAAAUUCCCUCUUUCCUCCAGCAGCUCCCUCAAGACACAGUGAUGCUCCUGCUCAAUGCCAUCUAUUUCCACGGGUUUUGGAGGAAUAAGUUUAAUGCAAGCUUCACUGGGCCAGAUGUGUUCCACCUUGACAACGAGUUUGUGGUCCCAGUUGAGAUGAUGAAAGCCCACCAGUACCCCCUGAGCUGGUUUACUCUGGAGUCCCAGGAUAUUCAGGUGGCCAAGUUUCCCUUUAAGAGUAAUGUGAGUUUUGUGGUCAUUGUACCAAACCACAACACCCAGAACACCUCUCACGUGCUGGAGAACUUCCCUUACAAACAACUGUGCAGGCUUUUCCCCAGAGAGGUGCCCACCACAGUCAAGAUCCCCAAAAUAAAGUUGGACUACCAGCUGGAACUCAACCAGGUUCUCAGCCAAAUGGGCCUCCAGGAGCUGUUCACGAGCCCAAAUCUCCAGAAGAUCACAGAGAAGCCUCUCUUUGUGUCCAGUGUACAGCACCAGGCCACCCUGGAGCUUAAAGAAGAUGGGGUGGAAGCAUCUGCUGCCACCAGUGUCGUGCUGUCACGCUCAGUCUCUGCCUUCAGCAUCGACAGGCCCUUCCUCUUCAUCAUCUUCGAGGAUGAAACAGGGAUCCCACUUUUUAUUGGCAGUGUCCAGAACCCCAACCCAGAUGCUGCUCCCCAGAUCCGAGAGCCACAGGACUCACGUGAAGCCACAGAGGCCAACAAGCACCGCGUGCCCAAAUAGCAGAGGGCAGAGCUGAGUGUUCUGGGACUCCUGCCUGACCCUCUGGACCAGCUGGGAGAGGCCUCCUGCUCCUCUGAGGCCACAGGGGGCAAUUCCUUGCUGUUUUCUUUUCCAGAUCCCUAGAGACCAGUCCUGGGAUAGCCCAUUCCAGCCCUGACGAGCUUCUCCAGGCUGAGGCUCCCCUCUGUUGAACUUGAAAAGCUUGUUCUGCCUGGAUUUCCCUUCCAGGGCUCUCAGUCAUGGAAGGGAGACUUUUUUGUCCCCAGACUGCUAUUAGAGUCUUCAUUAAGAUCUUAUUAGAGUCCCCUGUAGCCUGGAAUCAUCAUUAGCAUCUGGCAGCUUGGACAUCAGCCAGGGCUGUAUUAAUGUGGCUCUUCCUUCCGCAGUUCCUGGGAACACGAAUCCCUCCGUGUUCCUCUGAAAACCAUCUGUGCCCACCUAGACAACGACCUCCAGAGCAACUGGACUAGAAACCAGUUGUCUUCUCUAGGAUGAGUCACAGCCACUUCCAGGCAGGGGUUCUUUUCAAAGAUUCCCUUUUCCCACUCCUUGGCUAUUUGGAUCUGAUGUAGGAGGCUCUGCUGUAGGAAACCCCUCCCUUUGGAUCCUUCUCUCCAGCCCUUCUUCUAGAGGCUGGGUAAUGUUAGAUUUUGCAAGGCAUAUUUUAUAAAGUGUUUUUUAGUAAUUUUUAUGUUGGCAGAAUAAUAAAGAAUAAAGCAGAAUAUAUUUGCUGAAGGUGUUGCAUUGAAGGACCCAACAGCCAAAGGGAAAAGGGACAGAAGUUUAGUAAUUGCAAAGAUUGGGAGAAAAAAAGUCUGGGCAUGACAGAAGAAAAGAAGGGAGGGGCUGUGGCAAAGGAUCUGUUUUUUGUCACACCUUGUCACAGGAAACAGCAGGGGCUGGGAGGUGAAAUGGCAAAUCUGUAAAGACUCUCCAAGGGCCAAGUCCAACAAGUUUUGGGCAUCUCCCCGGCAAGUGUUUAGGGGAUGGAUGCUCUCUGGGUCAAAGCUGGCUUUGUGAGAUGGCAGAAUUCCCUGAAUUAGGGCAUGAGCUCAGUGGCACAGGGUCAGGAGGGUGUUUGGCCUGUGAGCAGCAGUGCAGGGAUAAGCAAAGAUGUAACAGCCCUUAACCUUUCUCUCGGGUAAAACCUGACAACUGCUGGGAUCUGCUCAGAGGGUCAAAGGUGCUGAUCUGGCAUCUGUUACCUCUGAUUUGUUCUUCACUGGGGUACUCCUGGCUCCACAGUAUCCAUGCUGUGGAUGGCUGGGACAGCUUCUAGGGAAAGGAGGAAAGAUUUUGACACCUGUAGCUGAAUGUCACUGCUUUUGUUUUGGCAAAAGACAAUGUCCUGUUGUAACUCCCCUUUGGUCUGAGGUGGGCAGAGCCCAUCACACCCCCUGAGGUGGGUCCUUGUUCCAGUGCAGCAGUGCCCUAAAUGCCCAUGAGGCCCUGGCAGAUUGUCCAGAGAAGCUGCCCCAUCCCUGGAAAUGUCCAAGGACAGCUUGGACGAGGCUUGCAGCAACCUGGGAUAAUGGAAGGUGUCCCUGCCCAUGGCAGGGGGGCUGAAACAAGGUGAUCUUUAAGAUUCCUUCCAAACUAAACCAUUUUAUGAUUCUAUCAACAAAUUUUGGGGUUCCUCCACCCAACCAAGCCAUCCUAUCACUUAAAAAUUAUGGGCCUAACUCAGAGGUACUUCUGUACAAAACAACUCCUGUCCACAGUAAUUUCUGCUUCCAAACCCCCUCAGCUGCUGGGUGGAAAGGAUGGUGCUCUGU
This is a messenger RNA of Onychostruthus taczanowskii (white-rumped snowfinch), 4333 nucleotides long. It is a transcript of the gene SERPINF2, whose product is annotated as serpin family F member 2. The coding region runs from base 927 to 2558 and encodes 543 amino acids. Gene Ontology annotation, biological process: negative regulation of endopeptidase activity; negative regulation of fibrinolysis. The record is from RefSeq and is a predicted model, not a curated record. The transcript has 9 exons. Lineage: Eukaryota; Metazoa; Chordata; Aves; Passeriformes; Passeridae. Gene Ontology annotation, molecular function: serine-type endopeptidase inhibitor activity.